CAGCUGCACCUUUCACAUCUACCUUUUUAUACAAUCAAUCCCCUACUCUACUCAACCACAAUGGCAAACGAACGCAUCACCUGGAUCGGCCUGGGCAACAUCGGCCGCGGCAUGAGUCGCAACAUCGUGCACAAAGGCCCACAAACCAGCCCAGUGACGCUAUACAACCGCACCGCGGCGCGCGCGCAGGCCUUCGCCAACACACUGCCGGCCAACAAAGCGACGGCCACCGACUCGCUCGCGUCCGCCGUGCAAUCCGCCAGCAUAAUCUUCAUCUGCAUCGGCGACGACCCGGCCAUCGACGCGAUUAUCUCCACCCUGACCUCUCCAGAAACCAACCUCGACCUCACCGACAAGAUCUUCGUCGACUGCUCCACCGUGCACCCAGACACCUCACGACGCACCUCCACUACCCUCUCAGCCCGGGGGGCGUCCUUCAUCGCGUGCCCGGUAUUCGGGGCUCCCGCCGCCGCGGACGCAGGACAGCUGGUGGUUGUACCCGCGGGCCCGGAGUCCGUUAUUGAGCGCAUCCUCCCGUUCCUGGACGGGGUGGUCGCCAAGGCCGUGGUGGCGAUGGCCGGCGAGGACGUCGGACGCGCCUCCACGCUGAAGGUCCUCGGUAACACGUUCAUCCUCAACACGGUCGAGAAUCUCGCGGAGGGGCUGGUCGCGGCUGAGAAGUCUGGUCUCGGGGCUGAGGUCUACCGCGAGUUCAUCCACCGUAUGUUCCCCGGUCCGUUUGCGCUUUACGCGGACCGGAUGUGCACGGGCGACUAUCAUAAGCGCGCGGAGCCGUUGUUUGCCGUUGACCUGGCGCGUAAGGACCUGCGCCAUGCGGCGAGCUUGGCUUCGUCUGCUGGGAUGCAGCUGAAAAGUGUUGGGGUUACGGAUGGGUAUUUGCAGCAGGUUAAGGCUGAGAAGGGGGAGAAGGGCGACAUCGCGGCUGUUUAUGGGGCGAUUCGAAAGGAGUCUGGGUUGCCUUUCGAUAAUUAGGGGUUCCAUGGGUGCGUUUGUUGGCUUGUGGGGGCCUGGGUUUGUAUAUAUGGAUAGAGUGUGCAUUUUGAUACGCCUACGUAUGAGAAAAGUGGUUUGGAGGAAUGGAUUAUUCAAUCUUUGU
Messenger RNA from Aspergillus homomorphus CBS 101889, 1117 nucleotides. Its product is annotated as NAD(P)-dependent oxidoreductase. Lineage: Eukaryota; Fungi; Ascomycota; Eurotiomycetes; Eurotiales; Aspergillaceae. Gene Ontology annotation, molecular function: oxidoreductase activity, acting on the CH-OH group of donors, NAD or NADP as acceptor; NADP binding; NAD binding. The transcript is spliced from 2 exons. Bases 61 to 993 code for a protein of 310 amino acids. The record is from RefSeq and is a predicted model, not a curated record.